Messenger RNA from Elaeis guineensis (African oil palm), 2142 nucleotides. RefSeq lists its product as uncharacterized. Lineage: Eukaryota; Viridiplantae; Streptophyta; Magnoliopsida; Arecales; Arecaceae. The record is from RefSeq and is a predicted model, not a curated record. Gene Ontology annotation, cellular component: microtubule cytoskeleton. Gene Ontology annotation, molecular function: ATP binding; ATP hydrolysis activity.
GCUUGGUUGCUCCCGUCGCUUCGCCAACAGUGGACUCCUCUUCCGGUUGUCUUCCAGUUUCGUGUCUUCGAGUCUUUGUUCAUUUCCCUUCUCGGUUAACCGGUGGAAAACGAUCUUCUUUCGUUUCAGAAGCAAUUCUAUUCUUUUGGAAUCCAAAAAUUCCCAACCUCCUUCCCUUCGCCAUUCUUAAUCUCCUCAUUUGGUAGAAUUUAUAACACGAUUUCUUCGGUAACAUCUCCUCGCCCUCCAAUUCUUCACAGGUGAUCGAUCAAGCAUCAAGAAUCCACCCUCCCUUCAAGAAACCCUCGUGUUUGCCCCUCUUUAACCCCCAUCUAUCUCUCUCUUAUUCUCCUUCGAUUCCUCCCAUGAAUGAGCUAUCUCAAGGGCCUCGUCGAUUCCUUCUCCAAGUUCUUCUCCGACGCGCGCCCCUCCGCUUCUUCUGAUCCCUCUCCAUCUCCUGCCGCUGCGUUUGAUCGGACAAUGGAAGGCUCGGACGCGGGGCCUUCGGUCGUCAGCGAGAGGGUUGUGCUGAAGCUGAAGGGUUACUUUGAGUUGGCGAAGGAGGAGAUCGACAAGGCGGUGCGGGCCGAGGAGUGGGGCCUUACUGAGGAUGCCGUCGCCCACUAUAGGAAUGCGCAGCGGGUGAUGCUCGAAGCGAAGGCUGCAAGAGUCCCUACUGCUCUCUCAUCCAGUGAGAAUAAUCAGGUGAAGGUUUAUCAGCAAAAGAUCUCAAAAUGGCAGGAGAAAGUUGCAGAGAGACUGCUGGUGCUAGGUCAGAGAACAGGCAUGGCAACAAACAAGGCUGCCCCAAGCCAUACUCUAGUGAGAACAGUCUCAUCGACAACGUCUGGUGCAAAGAAACCUAUACCACGGGACUUGUCCCGUUUAAAGAAUAGUCUAGCAACAGGGAAUCAGAGAAAUGUUAAUGGAGCUGCAAAACCUGCUCAUGAUGCUUUGAGUGGUUAUGAUGCCCGACUAGUUGAUAUGAUAAACACAGUCAUAGUAGACAGGAGUCCUGCUGUUAAGUGGGAUGAUGUUGCUGGCCUUGAAAAGGCAAAGCAAGCUCUUAUGGAAAUGGUAAUCCUACCAACUAAGAGAAGAGACUUAUUUACUGGCCUUAGGAAGCCAGCUAGAGGCUUGCUCCUUUUUGGACCUCCUGGUAAUGGGAAAACAAUGCUUGCCAAAGCUGUUGCAUCAGAAUCAGAGGCAACCUUUUUUAGUAUUUCCGCCUCAUCUUUAACAUCGAAAUGGGUGGGAGAAGCUGAAAAGCUCGUUCGGACUCUUUUCAUGGUUGCUGUUGCUAGACAACCAUCUGUAAUCUUCAUGGAUGAAAUCGAUAGCAUCAUGUCUACAAGGUUAGCUAAUGAGAAUGAUGCAAGUCGAAGAUUGAAGUCAGAAUUCCUAGUCCAGUUUGAUGGGGUGAUGUCAAAUCACAAUGAUUUAGUAAUUGUUAUCGGUGCAACUAAUAAGCCACAAGAAUUGGAUGAUGCUGUUCUACGGAGAUUGGUGAAAAGAAUUUAUAUCCCGUUACCAGAUGGAAAUGUUAGGAGGCUCCUUCUGAAAAAUCAGCUUAAAGGUCAAGAAUUUUCAUUGCCUGGUGGUGAUCUGGAAAGACUUGUCCAGGAGACUGAAGGUUAUUCAGGAAGUGAUUUGCAAGCCUUGUGCGAAGAAGCUGCAAUGAUGCCAAUCAGAGAACUUGGUCCACAAAACAUUCUUAAAAUAGAAGCGAAUCAGGUACGGCCAUUAAGAUAUGAUGAUUUUCGGAAGGCAAUGGUUGUCAUCAGACCAAGCUUACAGAAGAGCAAGUGGGAAGAGCUUGAGGAGUGGAAUAAGCAAUUUGGUUCAAAUUGAAGAUGCAAAGAUUUGCAAGAGUAGAUGUAGUACUGCAAAUAAAUAUUCAUAUCAUAUCUUUGAUAUAGCUGAAAGAUCUGUGUGCUUUGGACGGACCGAUAGAUUUCUUUCCUCACCAAGGUUGGCUGGUGACCAUCUCAUGUGGAAAGGUUCUGCUCUAUGAAAAUUGAUAUGUUAGCAAGUUCCUUUUUUAUGUUUGAAUAGUGAAAAAUGUAAUUAUGUACAUUUGCGUAUAUUAUGUAAAUGAUAACCUUUUUUUCCUGAAUUGUCUCCUGCACCAUAAAUUCUAUU